Messenger RNA from Rhagoletis pomonella (apple maggot), 2817 nucleotides. RefSeq names its product mucin-5AC-like. The transcript has 4 exons. The record is from RefSeq and is a predicted model, not a curated record. Lineage: Eukaryota; Metazoa; Arthropoda; Insecta; Diptera; Tephritidae. The coding region runs from base 1 to 2817 and encodes 938 amino acids.
AUGGCAGCUUCUGUCACAAACUGGCGCGUCUCAGGGGAGGUAUCAAUGUCGGACCAUAUGCACAUAGAAUUCGACAUUGGCCACUUUCCUGAGCAUGAACUAGUUUUUAGAAAUCCCAGAAAAACGAACUGGGAAUUCUUUCGCUUUAUCAUGGAAGAAGGUGGAAACAGCCAUGGUGGUCAAAUUACGACUGCGCACGAGCUUGAAACUGAAGCUGAACAGCUUCAUUCAGACAUUGGAAUAGCUUUCAAUAGUAGCUGUCCCCAAGGAAAGGAUCGUGAUCGUGCACUGCGUGAACUGAUCUGCCCACGUGAGCGACUUGAAGCACAACGUAUCAAUGAUAUAACAAACUCCCACUUCAAAUCUCUUCAAAUUAUCAACAGCAUUCGCACAGACAAUAAUGAGAACAACGACAUUGAGUUGCUGCCACUUGGUGAAACCACCUACGGUUCGGGCAGCAGCAGCGACGUCUCUGAGCAGGUGCCAACGGAAAAGAAUACCGUGCAGCGACUCAUCGAACAAUUCAAUGUGGAUGAGCUUAUGCAAGCCGACGAAGGCACAAUGCCCAUGAGUAGCUACCACAUACCAGGCGAGAUCCCUAAACCAGUGAAGAAGGCGUCUAAGAAGGUGAUCGUAACCAAUAGUGGCGAUUAUCAGAAAAAGUACCGUGGACAAAAAUACGAUGAGAGCAUUCAGCUUCCGCCACCAACGCCGAAGCCAAAGAAGCAACAGCAGUUGCUGGCUUUGGAAGACAUGAUGAUGGGCGAUCAGCCACAGCAAAGCGGUGAACCGGAAAUGAUAGAACACAUUGGCAUCGAAGAAGACGAAGUUUCUAAUGAGAUAACUGAAUCAUUACCGCAUAAGAAAAAAGUACUGCCACAGGACUUAAAAACAAUGGCACCCAUUACAGAGAAGUCUUCGGAGGAGAUGGUUAGUGAAGAAAAGCAAGCUCAUCAUUUCAAGGAAGAGAUGGAAAAGAGAUUAGUAUUUGACACAACUAUAGCAGCUUCCAGUACAGCAGGUAGCACUACUACUGUGCCAGCAACAACCACUACUACAACUACAACUACAACAACUACCACCACAGCAGCUGCAACGACAACCACUGCCCCCAGUAGCACUGUGACACCAAUUCUGAGCACAUCCACGACUACUCACAAACCGAAUGAAAACCAAGCUACAAUAACAACAGAGCAGGCUGUUCUCAUUUCAAAGAGUGAUGCAUCGCCUAGCACUAUUAGAUCUUCGGAAACCGGCCCGAACCUAAUAGUCCAUACCUCAACAGCCACUCCUACGCAUCCAACCGACUUAGAUGCGCACGCCUUCACCAGUAGCACGCUCGCUUCCCACACAUCGCACACUGAAUCACCUGCAACCAUAGGUCAUCCUAUUCACCCACAGCAACAGCAAGCACACGGGAUCAUUAUUUCCGACGAAUCGCAACAUUCACACAUGAAAGAAUCAGCAGACAAUUCACACUUUAUUCCACCAAUGUUGAUGGUGAAGUCACAUUAUGUACCACCGCUGAAGCAUAGUGACCAUCCAAGUGGGGAACAUUAUGGCACCGGAAUGCAUGAGGGAGCGGCGCCUGCGCACCCUGGUCAUGGAGAUUUUCGAGGAAAGCCCAGUGACGACAUGUCUCAUCACAGCACCGCAAUCAACCAUGUUCCCGCUGAACCAGCAACCCAUCACAUAGCAACUGCCAAAGCUGAUGUAGCUGACAUUGAAGCGAAGACCACAAUAACAGUGACGACCACAAUGGCGACAUUAAAAUCAGAAACAACAACAGCAGCCUCAGAGGGAACAUCAGCUCAUAGUGACGAGUUGACAAAGGAAGCAACAGAUAAAUUGGCAGCACUGGCACAAGAACACAAGCAGCAACACUCAAAUGCCAAGUUAAUUGACAGCACCGCUGCAACAGCAAAUCAAAAGCAGCAACAGAGCGGUAAACAAUCUGUUACAAAAGCUCAUUCGCAAGUAGCAAGUGAGAAAAUUGAAGAUGCCGAAGAUAUUGUAGUAGAAACAACAACAACAACAACAACAGAUGCACCUACAACAACAACAACAACCCAAUCGGCAACGAGCGCUUCCGCUGCUAACAAGCAUAUUUCAACGGCAACACCAACCACCACGACGACAGCAACUACAAGAAGGACGACAGCAACAUCGACAACCACAAUGAAAUCCGCUGACGUCAGCUUGACACAUGAAAUUGAGAAGCCAGUUAAGCGAGAUCCGCAGACAAAGGCAGUUGAAGAGCUAACAAAAGAAACGUCAGGGAAGGCAUCUAAUACAGCAGCGGAAGUGUCAGCCACCAUCAUCACAACAACAGUAACGGCGAAGACAGAUAAGUUGCAAGCAAUAAAAGUCGCCGACUCAAAUCGCAAGCUGGAGGUUGAAGAAACAACUGCAAACUCACCAGCAGCCGCAGUAGUAGAAUUGGCGCCACAAAAUGCAACCCCGACAACUGGCGCGCCAUCAGCACCAACCUUGGCUACAGUCACAACAACUACUGCUUCCAUUGCUGCUUCCGCUUCCGCUGUAACCGCCACAACAUCCACACAUACAAUAACAACAACAAGAGUAUGUAAUAGUAACACAGAUAUGGACUUGUCGAGUUCUGAGGAAAGCUCUGCAGCAAUUGAAGAUACCGAAGGCAAUAAGAAGCUGACGCGUACACAUCGCACUUGUCAGCCGCGCAUCGAGAAGAACAGCAGCAGCAGCAGCAGCGGCAAGCAUACGAAGCAUCAUGCCACAACCGCCGAACCACCAACGCCGACACGCAAUUUCUUGAAGGAAGCAACAGAUACGCCUUAA